UUUCUUUCUCUCCAUUAAAGCCCUACUUUGCUUCUUUCCCCUCACUCGGUUGGGCUGGCUCUGGCCUUAAUCUUUAAACCAAUUCCCAACUCGGCCACCUCCCCAUCCUAACCCCGGCCCUCUCUCCUCACGCGCGUGGCUGGCGGGUCGUCGAUUUGCCCCUCCGCCACUCGCUUUUUUUCUUUUUAUUAAUUUGUUUUUCUUUAGACCUAACCCUAAUGGAUAAGAAACACUUGCAAAGGAUGCCUUCAUCCCUAUCCUCGUCGUCAUCGUGCCCGUCUCUCCAUGAGUCGGAUGACGAGCUGAAGCACAUGCCGUUGGCACCGCCACGGUUGAAGAACAAGAAGCGUUUGUCAAAGCAACUUUCAAUGUGCGAGACGCCAAGGGACCUUGCAUGGGAGAAGCGACGACGACAGAUGCUUCGCCCGAGGAACGGCUCAACGGACAGGGAUGACUUAACUGACGAGGACUGGAAUGAGCUCAAAGGCUGUAUUGAACUAGGGUUUGCAUUCAAUGAGGAAUAUGGGCACAAGCUGUGUGGUACAUUGCCAGCCCUUGACCUUUACUUUGCCGUCAAUCGGCAGCUAUCGCCAAGUCCCGUGUCAACGCCGCAGAGCAGCGCCUCGACGUCAUCACUUGGCGGAAGGUCUUCAUCUUUUGAGAGCCCCAGGAGUGAGUUUGAUACAUGGAGGGUUUGUAGCCCAGGCGAAGACCCAAAGCAAGUGAAGGCAAAAUUAAGACACUGGGCUCAAGCCGUGGCAUGUUCAGUAAUGCAAUCACUGGGAGAAAAAUAAAAGAAAAAAAAUUGAGGAUAUAUAUAUAUAAAAUUGAGGAUAUAUAUUGUACAGAUCAGAAGAGUAAAAAGAUAAAACAAAAUUAUUUUUUUUUAAAAAAAAAAGAAAGAGGCAGAAGGGAUUUUGGUUUCAAAUCUUGAUGAAUUAGGGUUUGUUGCUAAUUUAAGCUUUAAAUUAAUUAAUUCUGCAAGGCUCUUUGUAGUUUAAACAACAAAAAAUAUCUCUCUGGUUUGAAGCUAGCUUAUUAUAUAUAUGUGAGGGCCAAAGGAAAAGCCAGAGCCAUUAAUGGGAAAACUUUGGUAUAUAAUUAAUUUAGGUCUAAAAUAUGUUUUUUUUUUCCCUUUUCUUUUCAUUACGAUCAUUAUUCAAUGUUCAUUGUAAUUCUAUAAAAAUAUAUAUAUAUACUAUAUAUAUAUACAUAUAUAUUAUAUAUGUGUGUUUCUCUAUGUUGUUACCGAUGUGAAAUGUCAACACAUCAAACUUAUAUAUAAAUUAACCAAAGUUUUAAAAUCCA
Molecule: messenger RNA, 1308 nt
Organism: Cucumis melo (muskmelon)
Lineage: Eukaryota; Viridiplantae; Streptophyta; Magnoliopsida; Cucurbitales; Cucurbitaceae
Exons: 2
Coding region: 219-794 (191 amino acids)
Source: RefSeq, a predicted model, not a curated record